GAAAGUCUUGCCCUCUGUUGAAAUACAAAAGAAGUUAGUAUUCCAUUCAUAACAUUAUUGAAUACAGUGGCGACACAGUGUUUUAUGUUCUUUUGUGUUUUCUAAAUGAAAAACACCCAAGUGGUGUGGAGCCCGAAAGCAUUAAAACAGCUGAGGAACUCUUUUCGCACCCCAAUACAUAUAUAAUAAUAUUCAUCGAGAUGCAUUUUGCAUGUUUUUAUUAGUUAAACUAGUCUAUCGAAGUUCUUUUUUUUUGUUAAAAAGAAAAAUUAUAGAUAACUCUUUUAUUACUAUUAAAAACAUGACUACAAUUCAGAAAAAGCCUUUUUAUCGCCUUCCCACUAAUGUUCGACCUUGUCAUUAUAACAUAACCCUGGUUCCAAAUAUUGACAAAUUCAUUUUUCAUGGGACACAAAUAGUUGAAAUUCAGGUGAAAGAAUCUACGAACAAGGUUGUAUUAAAUUCUCUUGAUAUAGACAUAAAAAAUGUUACUUUUGAUAAUAAUGAUGGAGUACAUAUGAAUACAUCUAAAGUUGAAUUUGUUCCAUCUCAAGAAACUGCUAUUUUAAUAUUCCCUGAAUGUUUGGCACUUGGUUAUGGAACUUUAUAUCUUGAGUUUGAUGGGCAGAUCAAUGAUAAAAUGAAAGGAUUAUAUCGCAGUAAAUAUCAAGGAAGUGACGGAAGUAUAAAAUAUGCUGCCGUGACUCAAUUUGAAGCGACUGAUGCAAGACGUUGUUUUCCAUGUUGGGAUGAACCAUCGGUAAAAGCAACAUUUAGUAUAACGUUGAAAAUACCCAUUGGUUAUGUUGCUCUAUCGAAUAUGCCUGUCGAAAAAUGUCAAGUUUAUGACAAUCUUGAAGUUCUGACUUUUUUAAAAACACCGAUAAUGUCAACAUAUUUGUUAGCCAUUGUAAUUGGAGAAUUUGAUUAUCUUGAAAGUAAAACAACCGAUGGAACUAUCGUUCGAGUUUAUACACCAAAAACUAAACAAGAGCAAGGAAGAUUUGCUUUAGAAGUGGCUACUAAAGUGUUGCCUUAUUACAAUACAUAUUUUGGUAUAUCGUAUCCUUUACCAAAAAUGGAUCUUAUUGCUAUUGCAGAUUUUUCUGCUGGGGCUAUGGAAAAUUGGGGAUUAGUAACUUAUAGAGAAACUUGUUUAUUAGUAGACCCUCAAAAUACAUCUGCAGCAUCAAAACAAUGGAUUGCUUUGGUUGUUGGACAUGAAUUAGCUCAUCAAUGGUUCGGUAAUCUUGUGACGAUGGAAUGGUGGACUCAUUUAUGGCUUAAUGAGGGUUAUGCGUCAUUCGUUGAAUUUCUCUGCGUUGCACACUUGUUUCCUGAAUACGAUAUUUGGACUCAAUUUGUUACUGAUACGUACAUAAAAGCAUUAGAAUUAGAUUGUCUAAAAAAUAGCCAUCCUAUUGAAGUACCUGUUGGACAUCCUACAGAAAUUGAUGAAAUAUUCGAUGAUAUCUCUUAUAAUAAAGGUGCUAGUGUCAUACGAAUGCUUCAUUCGUAUAUAGGAGAUGAUGAUUUUCGUAAAGGAAUGAAUUUAUAUUUAAAAAGACAUAGUUACGCUAAUGCUGAAACAGAAGAUCUCUGGGCAGCGUUAGAAGAGGCAAGUCAUAAACCUGUAGGUGCUGUUAUGUCAACAUGGACAAAACAACAAGGUUUUCCUUUAAUUACUGUAAAGCAGUGCCAAGAUGGUAAUGACAGAAUUUUGUUACUAUGUCAAAGUAGAUUUCUCGCUGAUGGUUCCGAAGAUCAAGAACAAUGUUUAUGGAUGAUACCUCUAAGUAUCAGUACCUCCAAGUCUCCUGACGAAGUUGCAUUCAGUACUGUUAUGAGUGAAAAAAAUCAAAAAAUUAUCAUGAAAGAUAUACCAAAAGAAUCAUGGAUAAAAAUAAAUCCAGGAACAGUUGGGUUCUAUCGUACACGUUAUAGUCCUGAAAUAUUAGAUUUGCUCAUUCCUGCAGUUGAAAAUCGCACCUUACCACCUUUAGAUAGAUUAGGACUUCUUGACGAUCUUUUCGCCAUAGUUCAAACUGGUCAUGCUUCAACUAUUCAAGUACUUAAAUUCAUGAAGGCUUUUCAAUACGAAGAUAAUUAUACUGUGUGGUCUAGUAUCGUUAGUAUACUUGGAAAAAUCAGUCUUCUAAUAGGUCACCUUGAUAUUCACCAAAACUUUGAAGCAUUUGGUCGUACUUUACUUAAAGAUAUUACCAGAAAAUUAGGUUGGGAUUCGCACCCAGGGGAGAGCCAUUUAAAUAAUUUGUUAAGGUCACUCGUUUUAAAUAGAAUGGCUAUUUUUAAAGAUACAGAUAUUAUUGAAGAAGCAAAAAAAAGAUUUGAGCUUCAUAUUACGAAAAAAUUACCACUUGUUGCUGAUUUACGAACACCUGUUUAUCGAGCUGUAUUGUCAGUUGGCGAUAUCAAUACUUAUGAAGCAAUGAUUAAAUUAUACACAGAAGCUGAUCUCCAUGAAGAAAAAGAUAGAAUACUGCGAGCCUUAGGAACAAUUUCCGAUAGAACUUUACUUAAUAAGGUUCUAGAUUUUGCUAUGAGUGAUCAAGUUCGGGCGCAAGAUACUGUUUUUGCAAUAAUGUCAGUUGCUCUUAAUAUCAAAGGACGUGACCUGGCAUGGGAAUUUUUGAAAAAUAAUUGGCAUAUUUUAAUGAAUCGCUACGAUGGAGGUUUUUUGUUAUCUCGAUUAAUUAAACAUACAACAGAAAAUUUUGUGACCGAAAGCAAUGCCAUAGAAAUAGAAGAAUUUUUUGAAAAACAUUCGACUCCUGGUGCAGAGAGAACUGUGCAACAAAGUCUGGAAAGUAUCAGACUUAAUGUUGCUUGGCUUUCAAGAGAUCAAGCAGCAAUUGAAGAUUAUUUUAAGGUCAAUAUGUACUGAGAUUUUUUAAGAUAUGGUAUUAUUUGUGAAAUGUAAUAUUUACUUUUAUUACGAAUAUUUAAAAUAUAUUUCACUGAAAUAUGUGAUCAAUAAAAAUCUUGAUGACA
Molecule: messenger RNA, 3012 nt
Organism: Chelonus insularis
Lineage: Eukaryota; Metazoa; Arthropoda; Insecta; Hymenoptera; Braconidae
Gene: Psa
Product: puromycin-sensitive aminopeptidase
Exons: 4
Coding region: 212-2905 (897 amino acids)
Biological process (GO): peptide catabolic process; proteolysis
Cellular component (GO): cytoplasm
Molecular function (GO): zinc ion binding; metalloaminopeptidase activity; peptide binding
Source: RefSeq, a predicted model, not a curated record